This is a messenger RNA of Ctenocephalides felis (cat flea), 1157 nucleotides long. RefSeq names its product zinc finger protein 501-like. Lineage: Eukaryota; Metazoa; Arthropoda; Insecta; Siphonaptera; Pulicidae. Bases 6 to 1157 code for a protein of 383 amino acids. The transcript has a single exon. The record is from RefSeq and is a predicted model, not a curated record.
UUAAAAUGUCAGAAAUUGUUGACGACGUAAGUAGUUCAUCACAAUUACAAAAUAUAUCUGUGAGUAUUGAAAAUGUAGAGAAUCCUUUAGAGUUUGUUGAUGUCAGAAUGGAUACAUUCUCAGAAGACGAAGAGAUUUGCUACGACUCCGAUGGGUUUGACAAAAAUGUAAGAAAGAAUGAACAAGGUGAGUUUGUAUGUACAAAAUGUCCUUUUACAACAACCUCUAGCAAUGGAUACAAAACCCAUAUAAAGUUAUGCAAACAAAAACACCAAAGAACGAAAUCUAGAAAGUGCAAAAAGCCUGCAAUUGUAGAACCUGACCUCUUCGAAUGCGACUUCUGUACCUCCACUUUCACAUCACGAGAAGAUUUCCAAGCUCAUAAGAAAACACACAGGAAAGAUGACACGUUUAAAUGUAAAGUUUGUCUGAAGGAAUUCAGACAAUCGAAGACUUUAACAAGACAUCUGCGCACUCAUUCUGGUGAAAAGCCUUUUGUGUGCACAGUUUGCAACAAAGCCUUCAACCAAUCCUGCAAUUUAGUAUCGCACAUGCGUACACACUUUGAUGACAAGAGACACAAGUGCCCCAUAUGCAGCAGGGAAUUGAAAUAUUUAAGUUCUUUAAAUUAUCACAUGAAAAUAAUACAUAAAGUAAGCGAAGAGAUCAAGCCUGAUGAUGCAGCAAGUAUAUUAACAAACUACUUAGACAGUUUAGACAGCGAUAACAUAUACAAUUGUAAAGACUGCACAAAAACAUUCUCAAGUUUAACAGAUUUAAUAAAACACGAAAAGACUCACACAGAAGACAACUGGUUUGUAUGCGAGUUGUGUAAUAAAACCUUCAAAACAAUAACAGGGCUCUCUUACCACAUGAGAAACCAUUCUGAUGACACUCCUUACAAAUGUAAUGUUUGUGGCAAGUCGUUUAAGCAUUCCAGAACUUUAUCGUGUCACUCCAAAACCCAUUCAGGUGAAAAAAAAUACAAGUGUACAGUUUGCACAAAGGCUUUUGCAGAUUCUAGUAAUCUGGUGCGACAUAUGAGGACACAUUCGGAUAAAAAAGAAUAUAAAUGUAAAAUUUGUAAUAAAAAGUUACAGUAUGAGAAUUCGUUGACGUAUCAUAUGAAGACUCAUGAGGAUGUUAUUGUAAAAUAA